UCUCGACUGGUAGAUACUCUACGAGGCCGUGACCGGCGCGUUAACGCACGCGAGAGAACAUGGACUGGAUAACGCUGCGCGGAACCCGGCGGUUGUCAAGUUUAUGGAGAUGGCUGAGGACAUCCAAAACACACUCCCCGAGCUCGACACCACCGAGAUUCAGGACCGCAUCUACCUCCUGGACAUCAUCAGCGUCGUCAUGGACAGGAAACGCCGCAUGCAAAAACAGUGCAAACUAACCGACAUCAUCCCCUCCUUCCUCGCACUCUCCGGCCGGAUGCUGGAGCUGACGGCGCAGACGGACGAGGACGGCGUGCAGGGUAUGAAUAUCAUGGCCAGUUGGUAUGAUAUUCUGCUGGCGAUUCAGGUCCAGGCCGCGAUAGAACUGACAAUCUUCCACUCCUUCCCCGCCCCCCUGGCCCUCGCGCACCUAACCACCCUCGACCUAACCCUCGACGCGCGGCUCUCCCCCGGGUUGAAACCAGCGACGUACCACGCGUACCUCGCGAAACGCGACAUGUGCGCAAAAAGUAGGAUCGGGGUAUUGAGGGAGGAGUGGCCGGUGGGCAGGUUUGGAGAGGCGGUGUUGAGGUUUUUGGAGAUUGUGGCGGGGCAGGUCGGGAGGCCUUUGUUGGUUGUUGCGGGGGAGGGGGAAGGGGAAGGGGAAGGGGGAGAGGAGUCAGAGGAGGGCGAGAGAGAUGUCGGAGGGGUUUACUAGGCGUAGGCGAUACGACACAUAACGGGCGAUAUUGUAGUACAUAAGCAAAAGAAAACUGGCA
Messenger RNA from Fimicolochytrium jonesii, 779 nucleotides. RefSeq lists its product as uncharacterized. Bases 104 to 718 code for a protein of 204 amino acids. The transcript has 5 exons. NCBI's taxonomy places the organism in Eukaryota, Fungi, Chytridiomycota, Chytridiomycetes, Spizellomycetales, Powellomycetaceae. The record is from RefSeq and is a predicted model, not a curated record.